Molecule: messenger RNA, 1313 nt
Organism: Corticium candelabrum
Lineage: Eukaryota; Metazoa; Porifera; Homoscleromorpha; Homosclerophorida; Plakinidae
Exons: 6
Coding region: 1-1125 (374 amino acids)
Molecular function (GO): protein binding
Source: RefSeq, a predicted model, not a curated record
AUGGAUCGAAGAGAGUCUGAAAGAUCUGCAGCAAAGAGAAUUCUCCACGACGCUAUGCGCCAUCUAGAGAGAGCGGAAGAAGGUGAUACUCGGCAAGAGUUUCGCCAAUCUGGAGAGGUUACGAAUCAACACAAUCAUCGAGAAGGCUCCCGCUCUGUUGAAGGCAACCAGAGGGUCAGUCAUCAGUCCAGUUCUAGUGGAAUUACGUCAAUAGCAGUAGAACAGCGGCAUCUUUUUGGACAUGGCGGCAGACCAAGAGGCUGUGGGUCCAGAACUUCGAGAGGUGUAAAGAGAAAGGCGCCAACAAACAGUGAUCAGAGAAAGCCUUAUCAACUGGGACAUCGCAAAGUAUGGACAUUCAGUGUUAUGUGCUUAGCUGACAACCAGCGUGACACACCUCCUUCUCGUGAUCGGAAAUUGGAGCUGCUUGCAGUUGGCUUGGGAGAAAAGAAAGGCACUCUUGGACAGUCAGACGACUACCUCAAGGUGCACAACACACUUCUUGAACAUUUUCCCGCGCUGGAGAGUACUGGGUACGAGGUAAUGAGGUUGACUGCUCGCCGCCAACUGGAAGUUAUUCCAUCUUUGAAUAUGACAGCUAUACAUUUGAAGACAGUCUUCGAUCAAGCCAAGAUGUAUCUCAGACCGAUUGCUAAUAGCAUUGACUUGGAGAGCGCAGACAUGCACGAUAGCACGAGCACAAAGUACAGCCAAUGGCGUUCACAAGAAGGACGAGAAGGACGAGAAGAACAAAAACGCAAGAAACAGGCCAGACUACAGUUAGAAACACGAUCUGAAACUGUACUGCCUGCGUCUGCAGUGGAAGGAAGACCUUCCAUGAGGGAGCGGAGUGUUUCUGUUCAAGAGAUAGAAUCUUCUAAGUCAUACACAGUUAAUAACAGCGCUGAACAGACUGGUCGCAGCGCAUUUUCCAGCCGUACCCGUGUUCCUGGCUCAGGAAGUAGCAGAGAUGAAAGUUGUCAGUCGCCAAUUUCACAACUCAAUUCCAUUUUUCCGGAUCAUUCUACAGAGUUUCUGCAAAGAGCCCUGGACUCAUACGAAAUAAACACUGAAAUGACUGUACAGGCUGUAUUGGAUAAUUUGAUUGAGGCAAACUGCUCAUAAUAUUUGUAUGCGAAAUGAGUUGCAGAAUAUGUUGCUAGUACUGUUGUUUUGAUAACGGUUCUUGAUUGUUGUUGAUGUUCACAUCUAGAGCUUACUACAAGUUACAUUUAUACUAGAGUUCACAUUUAUGUUAUUACUACAAUUACUUCUAUUUUAUUUUGUUACAAUAAUUACUGUCAUUACUGUCA